Molecule: messenger RNA, 1488 nt
Organism: Vigna umbellata (rice bean)
Lineage: Eukaryota; Viridiplantae; Streptophyta; Magnoliopsida; Fabales; Fabaceae
Product: Matrixin family protein
Biological process (GO): extracellular matrix organization; proteolysis; collagen catabolic process
Cellular component (GO): extracellular matrix
Molecular function (GO): zinc ion binding; metalloendopeptidase activity
Source: RefSeq, a predicted model, not a curated record
UACCCACCAUGGUCACUCAUGAAAAGAUGUCACGAUCCCCCAUCCAAAAAGGCAGAAUCUUCUUAUCUUUAUAACCCUAAUUUACUUCCAUCACCAAAGACAAACUCCAUACGCAUAUAUGAUUCUAAACUCACAGUUAUGAUAAUACCGCCUGUCACAUAUUCUGUUUUUCAAUAACCUCUCUUUUUAUUCGGGGUUUAAUAAUUCAGCUCUGUGCUCUUUCGAUUGUUCCCCCGUAACAACAUAACUACCAUAGCGAAUAGUUAUGUUUCUGUUUUUCAGUUACUUUAACUUGUUCUUCCUCGGUGUGGCCAUCUUCCUUUGUCACCCUUGUUUUCCCGCCAGGAUCGUACCAGAAUCCGUAACCGUAAUAACCUCCGAAUCCCAAAAAACACAAACGCACAACGCCACGUGGCACGAUUUCUCCAAGUUCUUGUACGCCGAGCGAGGCAGCCACGUCAGCGGCAUGUCGGAACUGAAAAAGUACUUCCACCGUUUCGGUUACCUCGCUCUCCCCGAAACAACGCCGAACUUCACGGACACCUUCGAUUCCCAGUUCGAGACCGCCGUCUUCCGUUACCAGAAGCGCCUCGGCCUGCCGGUCACCGGAAAACUUGACUCCGAUACUAUAUCCGCCAUCAUGGCGCCGAGGUGCGGCGUCUCCGACGCCGCCACGCAUGGAAUCCACGCCACGCGUCACUACGCUUACUUCAAUGGGAAGCCGCGGUGGACGCGUGGAACUCCGAUGACUCUCACGUAUGCGUUCUCGCCGUAUAACAUGAUCGAUAGGGUGAGCGUGCCGGAAAUUCGAGCGGUGUUCGAGCGCGCGUUUUCGCGGUGGGCGUCGGUGAUCCCGGUGAGCUUCCGGGAGACGCCGGAGUACGAUAAGGCGGACAUAACGAUUGGGUUUUAUCUCGGGGAUCACGGCGAUGGAGAACCGUUUGAUGGAGUUUUGGGGGUUCUGGCUCACGCGUUCUCCCCUCAGAACGGGAGAUUCCAUUUGGAUGCGGCGGAAAUGUGGUCCGUGGAUUUCGAGCGCGAAGAUUCGAGGGUGGCCGUUGAUUUGGAAUCCGUGGUCACGCACGAGAUAGGUCACGUGCUUGGGUUGGGUCACUCAUCGGUGAAAGAAGCAGUCAUGUACCCAAGCCUGAGCCCCAGGAGAAAGAAGGUUGACUUGAAGAUUGAUGACGUGGCAGGAGUCCAAUCUCUCUAUGGCUCUAACCCAAACUUCACUUUUAGUUCUUUGUUGCAGUCCCAAAAUUCAUUAAACGCUGCAAUUGGCUUGGAAGCCCGUUUCUUCAGAUGGACCACCCUUUCUCUUUCCCUGGUCGUAUUAUUUUUAUGUGUUUGAUUUUUUCAUUACUUGUAUUUUAAUUCUUUGAUCAUAUAUAUGUGUAUGUAAAAAGGAAAAGAAAGCACAGAAAGUAAAGUUCAUUCACGUGGGCGAAGCCCUUGUGAUUCAUCUUAUAUGGGACCUUUGAUUUUUUU